AUGCAGCAACAAGACACAGACUCAGACUCAGACAAGCUGAAGGUGGCGGUAGAAAAACUCAGAUUCUCAAAUGGCCACCUGAAGGGGCGCGACCUCGCCAAAAUGAAGGUCGUCAAGAAAGCCUUCAUCAAGUCUGAAAGGGAGCGAAAUCCAGCUUCGCGCCAGACCACAAAGGUGCACAAAAAGGUUGAGAGUGUCUUUUCGGCCAUAUAUGUCAAAUGUGGCCCUCUCAUGUUCAUUCUGUGCUGCGUGGCUUUUAACGCGCACACGAUGAUAAAAUGCAUGCCCAGCGGCGGAAUAUCCAAGGUGAUUGAUGGGCUGGAGGAGUGGAAGUCAACCGACGAAUGGAAGUCGCUCUCGGCGGACUUUAGGGGGGAAGACCUCAUCCGCAAUGUGUUCGACCAGAACUUCGUGGCAGCACUGCGCAAACUCGACCAUACUCGUCUAGAAAAAGCCGGCCUACGUGCCCCAGUACGAGACCGCCAGCCAUUACAGCAGGUCGGAACAGACUGCUGGCAAUUGCAGCAGCCCGGAGAAGAGUGUCAGUCAAUACAGCAGCCCGGAGAAGAGUGCCAGCCAGUACAGCAAGCCAGUGCAGAGUGCCAGCCAUUACAGCAGCCCAGAGAAGAGCGUCAGCCAUUACAGCAGCCCAGAGAAGAGUGCCAGCCAGUACAGCAAGCCAGUGCAGAGUGCCAGCCAUUACAGCAGCCCGAAGAGGAGUACCAGUCAUUACAGCAGCCCGGAGAAGACUGCCAGCCAUUGCAGCAGCCCAGAGAAGAGUACCGGCCAAUGCAGCAGCCCAGCGAAGAGUACCAGCUAUUCCAGCAAGCCAGUGCAGAGUGCCAGCCAAUGCAGCAGCCCAAAGAGUACCAGCCAUUGCAGCAGCCUAAAGAAGAGUACCAGCCAUUGCAGCAAGCCAGUACAGAGUACCAGCCAUUGCAGCAGGCUAAUACAGAGUACCAGCUAUUACAGCAAGCCAAUACAGAGUACCAGCCAUUACAGCAAGCCAGUACUCAACUCAUUCCCAUCAUUCCCGCCAAUGACCCUCCCACGGACCAUGGCCCAACAAACGAGGGUUUCUGGGCCCAGUCAGUUUCGAGUGGCUCGCCCUGGACAGGGUCGGCGAGCGAUGGUGGUCUCAGCACUCCCGAAACCCACGGUCCUUAUGGUAAUGCGGUGCCUGCUCCCAUGGUCUACAAUUCAGACCUGAUGGAGGCGAUGCGGAUCGCCUGGACGUUCAACACUUUCAACCAUCGCCUGGAACUAACGCCAGACAGCUACUCUCGGUUGAAAAUAACCAUGGUGGUCGACUGCUCGCCUGAGCAGGCCUGGUCUCUCACACAAGACAAGGUUCCUUUGCCGCCGUCGUUGCUGUGA
Molecule: messenger RNA, 1377 nt
Organism: Clonostachys rhizophaga
Lineage: Eukaryota; Fungi; Ascomycota; Sordariomycetes; Hypocreales; Bionectriaceae
Source: the annotation of a GenBank genome assembly